AUGGCGCUUCGCGCGGCGGAGCUCCGGCGACUCCUCCUCCUCCGCGGCAACGCAGUCCUCCCGCUCCCGCUCGCGUCGCGCUGCCGGCCGGCGAGCACGUCCGCCCGUGACGAGGGGGGAGCGUCCAGCAACGCCUACGACGUGCUCGGGGUGGGAGAGACGAGCUCCUCCGCGGAGAUCAAGGCCUCCUUCCAUCGCCUCGCCAAGGAGACCCACCCGGACGUCGCUGCCGCCGCCGGUUCCCGCCGGUUUCUUCAGAUCCUCGCGGCCUACGAGAUUCUAUCCGAUUCGCAGAGAAGGGCUCACUACGAUAGCUUCCUGCGUUCGCAGAGGGUAGUUAUGCAGAAGCAUCCUAGGCCAUCGCAGAGUGUAUAUCCAUAUGGUUCAGGCAUUGCGGUGCCUAGAGAAAGUAAUGUUGUCGAAUGGCUUAAAUGGUAUAGGCUUACCGUCGACGACAUUGUCACGAAAAAGAGGAUUGCCACUGGCUCAAGUUAUUUUGAUAGGCUUGAAAGUGAACUGUACUCCGCAGUCCAUGCUGCGUACUAUGGCCCAGAGGUGGAGUCCAUGGAUUUCCUUCCUGAUUGCUUUGAAGCUGAGGAGAGGUCUGUGUGUGAGACCUCUGAGCUAUUGCACCUUGUAUCAGGCCGCAAUCUGUUUGGUAUUGUUAGUCUAGCUGAUAGCGUCCAAGAGCUGCCAGAUGCUUGUCAUCAGAAGCUGCCACAUGCUGGUUUUGGAACUUACGUGGUUACUCCAAACGUUACAGCAAACACGGAGAAAGAUUCAAUACCUAGUCCUGUAAAUAUUCACAAGAAAGCGGACGAGGAUAGUGAGAGCCCCCCAUCAGAUGCUUACAAGGAUGUUGAAUUGCGAAUCUGUGGGAGAGUAGUGGCCACUGCAAAUAGGAGGCUCAAGUGCAAUUGCAUCGACAAAUCAGACGUCGAAGAUCACAUACAUGUGUUUCUUGUUCCAAAUGAAGUGGCUGCAUCUGAUGUGACACAGGAGCAUCUCCUUUUGGGAACAAUCACUGGGUUGGACACCACUGGGGAGGAAGGAUCUUGCUCUGUCUAUGAUGGCCGUGGAACAGAGACCCAUCUAAUUGUGAAGCAUAGGACACUUAUGGUUAAACACAUGCAUUGGUAUCAAGUUGGAGACAAAGUUUCACCCUGUGAGUGUCGAUGUAGUAGGGCUCGGUUGCCACCUAGCAGGUAUUGGCUUUUUGAGCCACGUUGUUACAUGCAUGACACUGGUGGUUGGUACAUCGAGACAUUUGGGAGAGACAAGAAAGGGAGGACAGUUCUUUCACCAAGACAGUGGGAUGGUGUCAAUGAGCAAUCUGAAAAGAGAUUGCAUCCAGCACUGUAUCUGGUGGCUCUGGCAUACAGAUCUCUAGACCUUGAGGAUGCUCGAAGAAGAAAAUGGAACAUCAGGAAUUUCCUACAGCUGCAGUUAUCUCAUAUCCGUCAGUUAAGCAAAAAAAUGUUUGAUGGGAAAAAAGGAUUUGAUAUGGGAACACCAUGAGGAAUGGGCAGCAGUUUUAGGAUAAGGAUAUCCUUCUUUGGCAAUUUCUCUAAGCUGUGCUGAAAUGCCUUAUUGGCUCUGGCAAUCCUAUCUUUGGGAAGUUGUAGCUAUGUAGCAUUGUGGCCCUGGAUAAGGAAUUAGGGAUUUAAUAAUGCAGCUCUCUACAAAUCAUCACCAGAAGUCCAGAACCUUCCUAAGUCUGUUCACUGUUUUGCAUGCUUGAUGUCUACCAUUGGUUAACAAUAUUAACCGGGCUGAUGGCAGGAAUUGCAAACAGUUUGCAUGAAAUAGCUGAUCAUACCAUGGUGUUGGUGUCCAACAUAGUGCCCAUGCGUAUAUGUCUGGAAGUAUCUUAAAUCAAAACUUACGUGGAACAUGAAGCGCCAACUUAAUGGCGUAUUGUUUGGCUUAACUGAGCGGACUUUCAUCUGCUUUGCAUACCAAUGUUACCACUUCAUCAGUAGAGAAGAAGCGGUGUUACCUGCUGGCUGGUAUAUUCAGAAAGAGGAAUGGCUGUAGCCGCAAAUCUGUGAAGUGUGAUCGGGUACUUGGUUUGUGCUUUGUACUAUAGACUUGCUCCGGUACUCCUCCCAGGGAAUAAGAGCACACGCCUAUCUUCUUGAGAACUGAGAAAGCCGAAAAUGCAAACUGUCUGGUAUCAUAGACGAAGGAACAACGAAGCCCUUUCAAGCAUUUAAACAUCUGAAAUCUCUCACUGGCUUUUAACUAACUGUCCGUGGCUUCUGCUUUUUGCUAAUGGCGGUUAUAUUAGUUAGCUUAGAUGUGCUAUCAUGUAUGAAAUGUGCAACUAAAAUGUCUGUAACUGAAGUUGGGGAUUUGAUUUUCUACUGUACAAAUUUCUCCCAA
Messenger RNA from Lolium rigidum, 2385 nucleotides. RefSeq lists its product as uncharacterized. Lineage: Eukaryota; Viridiplantae; Streptophyta; Magnoliopsida; Poales; Poaceae. Bases 1 to 1518 code for a protein of 505 amino acids. The record is from RefSeq and is a predicted model, not a curated record. The transcript is spliced from 6 exons.